This is a messenger RNA of Rattus norvegicus (Norway rat), 2726 nucleotides long. Lineage: Eukaryota; Metazoa; Chordata; Mammalia; Rodentia; Muridae. The record is from RefSeq and is a predicted model, not a curated record.
CCACAGGUAAAAAGAUUCUUUAGUUUAGUGAAUGUGGUAAAGCUUUCCCAUGGGCCAACUAUCUAUCUUUGCAGGCAUGAAAGAUGUCAUACUGGAGAGAAGCCCUCUGAAAAUACUCAGUGUGGUAAAGCCUUUGCACAACAUAGUCAUCUCCAAAGACAUAAGAGCACACAUACUGGAGAGAAACUCUAUGAAUGUAAGCCACGUGAUAAAGCCUUUACAUACGAUUCUCAGCUUCAAACUCUUGAAAGGAUUCAUACUGGAGAAAAACCCUACAAAUGUAAUCAAUGUGGUAAAGCUUUUGAACGUCGUUGUAAUCUUGGAAAGCAUAAACUAAUACAUACUGGAAGAAAAUCCUACAAAUGCAAUCAGUGUGGUAAAGCCUUUGCACGACACAGUCAUCUCAAAACGCAUGGAAUAACACAUACUGGAGAGAAACCUUACGAAUGUGAUCAAUGUGGUAAAGCCUUUGCAUAUCAUAGUUAUCUCCAAGUACAUAAAAGAAUACAUACUGGAGAGAAGCCCUAUGAAUGUAAUCAAUGUGGUAAAGCCUUUGUAGGUCAGAAUGAUCUUAAAAGGCAUGAAAGAAUUCAUACUGGAGAGAAACCCUACAAAUGUAAUGAAUGUGAUAAAGGCUUUGGACAUCACCAAAAUUUUCGAAUGCAUAAAAUGAUGCAUGCUGGAGAAAAACCCUACAAAUGCAAUCAAUGUGGUAAAGCCUUUUCACAAAACAGUCAUCUCCAAACACAUAAAAGCACACAUACUGGAGAGAAACCUUACAAGUGUGAUCAAUGUGGUAAAGCCUUUACAUCUCAUAGUUAUCUCCAAGUACAUAAAAGAAUACAUACUGGAGAGAAGCUCUGUGAAUGUGAGCAAUGUGGUAAAGCCUUUACAUCUCAUAGUUAUCUCCAAGUACAUAAAAGAAUACAUACUGGAGAGAAUCUCUAUGAAUGUAAUCAAUGUGGUAAAACCUUUGCAUCUCAUAGUUAUCUCCAAGUACAUAAAAGAAUACAUACUGGAGAGAAGCUCUAUGAAUGUGAUCAAUGUGGUAAAGCCUUUGCAUCUCAUAGUUAUCUCCAAGUUCAUAAAAGAAUACAUACUGGAGAGAAGCUCUAUGAAUGUGAUCAAUGUGGUAAAGCCUUUGCAUCUCAUAGUCAUCUCCAAGUACAUAAAAGAAUACAUACUGGAGAGAAGCCCUAUGUAUGUGAUCAAUGUGGUAAAGACUUUGUAGUUCAGAGUGAUCUUAAAAGACAUAAAAGAACACAUACUGGUGAGAAACCUUACAAAUGUAAUGAAUGUGGUAAGGCCUUUGUAGGUCAGAAUGAUCUUAAAAAACAUAAAAGAAAACAUACUGGAGAGAAACCUUACAAAUGUAAUGAAUGUGGUAAAGCCUUUGUAUGGAAUGGUAGUCUCCGAACACAUAAAGUAAUACAUAGUGGAGAGAAACCUUACAAAUGUAAUGAAUGUGGUAAAGCCUUUGCAUGUAACAGUAGUCUCCGAACACAUAAAGCAAUACAUACUGGAGUGAAACCUUUCAAAUGUAAGCACUGUGGUAAAGCCUUUGUAGGUCAGAAUUACCUUAAAAAGCAUGAAAGAAUUCAUACUGGAGAGAAACUUUACAAAUGUAAUGAAUGUGGUAAAGCCUUUGUAUUUGAUUCUAGUCUCCGAAAACAUAAAGCAGUACAUACUGGAGUGAAACCUUAAGAAUGUAAGCAAUGUGGUAAAGCCUUUGUAGGUCAGAAUGACAUUAAAAGGCAUGAAAGAAUUCAUACUGGAGAGAAACCUUACGAAUGUAAUGAAUGUGGUAAAGCCUUUGUAUGUAAUGCUAGUCUCCGAAAACAUAAAGCAACACAUACUAGAGUGAAACCUUAUGAUUGUAAGCAAUUUAGUAAGUUCUUUGCCUCUCAUGAUCAACUUUGACAACAUGAAAGAAUUCAUACUGGAGAGCAACCUUAAAAUGUAGUCAAUGUGGUAAAGCCUUUUCACAAUCAAGCCACCUCCAACUACAUAAAAGAACACAUACAUACUAAAGAGUAACCCUAUGAAUGUAACCAAUGUAGUAAAGCCUUUACUGUGAUCUUCAAAGGUAUGGUGGUUUAAAUAUACUUGGCCCAUGGCAAGUGGCAGUGUUAGGAGGUAUGGCCUUUUUGGAGUAGAUGUGGCCUUUGAGGAUGUAUGUCACUGUGGGGGAGGGUGGGCUUUGAGACCCCAUGCUUAAACUCUACCCAGGGCAGAAGAGUCUUCUGGCUGCCUUCUGAUCAAGAUGUAGAACUCUCUCCUCCAGCACCAUGUCUGCUUGGACACUGACAUUCCUUCCACCUUGAUAAUAGACUGAACCUCUGAAUCUGUAUACCUCCCCUCCCCCCAAUUAAAUGUCCUUUCUAAGAGUUGCCUUGGUCAUGGUAUCUUUUCACAGCAUUAAAACCCAAAUUAACACAAACAGCAUAAAAGAAACCACAUUAGAGAGAAACUAUGAAUGUACUAAAUAUGGUGAAGCCUUUGCACAUUUCAAUAGUUCUCACUAUAACAAAAGUAGUCAUACUUCCAUUCACUGAAACCCUGUGAAUGCAGAAAAUAACAUUCUUGAGAGAAGCCUUAUGAAUGGGCUCAGUUUGGUAAAGUCUUUGUGAAAUCUGCAUAAAUACCUAACAAUUCAAAAACAUGGUCAAAGUAAAUGCCAGGAGUCUAUUGGAAACAAGCUGAGUUAGAAGGGUAGGGGUUAUGAA